Messenger RNA from Anolis sagrei ordinatus, 1350 nucleotides. Its product is annotated as arylacetamide deacetylase-like 4. Gene Ontology annotation, cellular component: membrane. Gene Ontology annotation, molecular function: carboxylic ester hydrolase activity; lipase activity. The record is from RefSeq and is a predicted model, not a curated record. NCBI's taxonomy places the organism in Eukaryota, Metazoa, Chordata, Lepidosauria, Squamata, Anolidae.
GACUUAUUUACAGUGCUGUAACUGGUUUGGAGUUCACAAACAGCACUUGGCAAAGGAGCAAGAACUUCGAUCCCAUCUCCUUUGAAAAGGACAAUGCCUUUUUUACAGAGCUUGGUUUCAAUUUUCACGUCUGUCACAAGACGUGCAAUGUACAUUCCUGCAUUGUUUGUUGAACGUUCUCUGCUUGCCUAUAGUGCAUUCACAAAAGUAGACUUUCCUGUGGAAGGGAGAGACCCUAUAAAGCUCUGGCUAUAUCAUGUGGGAACAAUCUAUGCAUUUCAAUGGGGGAAGAUUUUUGAGAAAUUAAGGAUCUGUACCCAACUUCAGUUCAUCAGAUUUCUGUUGAAUUCAGUACCAGUAGGGAAGGAGUCAAAGCUCUUCAUUGAAGAUUCAAGGUUUGAGCAUGUGCCGAUAAGGAUUUACCAUCCAAAAACUCCAUCUAGUGAGCUAAGAAGAGGAUUGAUCUACAUACAUGGUGGAUGUGCAGUGGUUGGAAGCAAAAGAACCUACGAACUUCUAUGCCGCUACCUCGCAAGAGAAAGUGAUUCAGUUGUUGUGUUUUUAGACUUUCGGCUAGCUCCUGAGCACCAGCAUCCAGCCCAGAUGACAGACUGCCUCACUGGAACUCUAUAUUUUAUGAACCAUGCAAAAAACUAUGGAGUAGAUCCUAACCGCAUUAUCCUUAUUGGGGAAAGCAGUGGAGGGACACUUGUUUCAACCGUCUGUCGGGAACUGGUGAAAAGAAUGCAUGUUCCAAAGGUUCGAGCUCAAAUCUUGUUGUACCCAUUCCUUCAAAUAGUGGACCUGUCAUUGCCAGCACAUCAGCAAAACCAAUUUGGCCCUGCUUUGACCAUGAGACGGGCCGCAAAGCUUGCUUUUACCUUUCUGGAUGAGAAACUGGACAAUGUAGAAGACAUGUUGAACAAUGCCCAUGUUCCUGAGAUUAUGAGGAUGCAAAUCAAGAAAUGUAUUAGUGCAGACCUCAUCCCGGAAAAAUUUAAAGCCCGUGGAUACAAACCUCCACCUCCAGUUCCCUUUUCAAAAGAAUUAUAUGAAAAAGUCAGACUGUAUGACAAAACAUUGAGCUCACCAAUUCAAGAUGUGGAUGCCGUUAUACAACAACUUCCUGAGACAUACAUUUUGACUUGUGAAUAUGACAUAUUUCGAGAUGAUGGGCUGCUGUAUAAGAAACGACUCGAGGACAAUGGCGUGCAUGUGACCUGGAACCAUCUCGAAGAUGGGUUCCAUGGAUUUGCAUUAUUUGUUGAUACCGGGAUUACUGAAUUUGCAUGCACGAGAUCAGCAUUUGCAGACAUACUUCAGUUUAUUAAAAAGUUCUAAAUGGGUGGA